GGUUUCACUGUUAGUUUUGGAAAUUCACCGGUUUCACGGUUCUCUUCUCACAAGUCACAACUUCUCCUCUGCUGCGAUAACGAAAACUUGAAAUUCAAUUCGCACUUCGCAGGUCGAGAGAGAGAGAGAAGGAUCAGUGAGAUUCUUCUUCUGCUUCUUUUUCUCUCACGAAUUUGAAUAAUCUAAGCGAUGGUGAAUUCAAAUUCGUGAUUUCCCAAAACUUGAUUCACCCACUUUUCUAUACCUCUGAAUUUGAAUGGCUGAUCACUCUGACACUUCUCCUCUGGUUCCUCCCCUUCCCCUCUCUGACCCUUCCGAGAUCGACCUCGAAGCUGGUCCCUCCGAACAAAUCCAGUGCCGGAUUUGUCUCGAAACUGAUGGCAGAGAUUUCAUUGCCCCUUGUAAGUGCAAAGGUACAUCAAAAUAUGUACAUCGAGAAUGUUUGGAUCAUUGGCGAGCAGUUAAGGAAGGGUUUGCAUUUGCUCACUGUACUACAUGCAAGGCUCCUUAUCAUUUGCGUGUUCAUGUUGCAGCUGAUAGGAAAUGGCGUACUUUGAAAUUUCGGUUUUUUGUCACCAGAGACAUUUUGUUUAUUUUUCUAGCUGUCCAGCUUGUCAUUGCCUCACUCGCGUAUUUGGUAUAUCUAAUAGAUGGUUACCAGCAGUAUUGGCUUCGUCUUCUCUGGGGUUUUGACAGUGAACUGAGCUUUUACUACAUAUGUGGAGCUCUAUUGUUUUUUGCGUUGCUUGGCCUUUCUGGGUGCUUCAUUACUUGUUAUGAUCGAAGAGUUCGCAAUGAUUUAGCUCAGCCAUGUAGAGAAUUAUGUCUUUGUUGCUGUCAACCUGGAGUUUGUGCAGACUGUCAUUUGCCAGGCACUCUUUGUAUGUGGACUGAUUGCACCACAUGCUUUGAGAGUUGUGGAACCAUGGCAACUGAAUGUGGUGGUUGUUUGGGGGGUGCUGGGGAAGCAGGGUUACCAUUAUUAUUCAUUAUGGCUUUGAUUGUUCUGGGACUUUUUACUGUAAUUGGGAUAUUCUACAGUGUGUUGGUGGCUACUAUGGUUGGUCAACGGAUAUGGCAACGUCAUUAUCACAUACUUGCAAAAAGGAUGUUAACAAAGGAGUAUGUGGUUGAAGACGUAGAUGGAGAGCUGACAGGGUCUGAUUGGUCUCCCCCAUCUCUCCCACCUGAGCAUGUUCAGCAAUUGAAAACAUUGGGCCUCCUAUAAGUUUGAAGGAGUUAUCAGUAAUCUACUUAAUGACAAGAAUAACAAUUGAGAUUGAAUGGCCCUCCCUGUGUUUCGGUAAGCUGGUCCUUUUCUUGAAGACCUGCACUUAAUUGAUAAUAUUGUAAUAGCCGCUCAAUUCAGUUUGGCUAGAGUUGUACACUUGUGCUGAACCGCUGAUAUGUGGAAAUUUGUGAAUUUCUGACCCAUCUACUUAUGUAAAGAAAAUGGAAGAAGAUUCUUUUAAUACCCAAUAACAGGUUACAUACACGUAUAUCGCCAUUUCAUUCCUUGGUACGAUGCUGCCUGUAUAGUCAUGUUUUAUUAUUAUCUUUUUCGUUGCUUGUCGGAUUUAUUUGAAAUUUUGAUUGGAUGCUUUACUAAUCAAAGAAUUUUAAUGGUAGAAUUCCAUUCAUAUAGUGGUCCAUGAUACAAGCUACAUAUUUGGUGUAAGG
Molecule: messenger RNA, 1680 nt
Organism: Abrus precatorius (Indian licorice)
Lineage: Eukaryota; Viridiplantae; Streptophyta; Magnoliopsida; Fabales; Fabaceae
Exons: 7
Coding region: 257-1228 (323 amino acids)
Molecular function (GO): zinc ion binding
Source: RefSeq, a predicted model, not a curated record